AUGGCUUCAGGUGCUACUCCGCGCGACUAUAAGGCCCGUUACCCCCUUGAUCCUUAUGGCCAAGAGAUGUCCGGAAAUGCUCGAAUAUGGUCUAUCUACCUUGAAGAAGCGGCUGAUUUUGAUGCCAAUAUGUUGGCAGAAUGGCGGGAUACCAUCGGUGUCCUACUUGUGUUUGCCGGUCUUUUCUCUGCGGUACUAACAACAUUCGUGGUACAAACGCCGCAAAACAUGCAACCAGAUUACGGCGAGGCAUCAAUGCUCCUUCUCUUUGAAAUCCUCAAGGCCACUGCAUCGAAUCGUUCCCAAUCCUCUAUUCCCUCCUCACCCAUCGCCUUCUUUAGUGCCAGUCGUUCCGAUGAGUGGAUGAACAGCUUGUGGUUCGUGAGUCUAACGUUCAGUCUCAUCACUGCCCUCGUCGCCAUUCUGGUCAAACAAUGGCUCCACCAAUACGUCGCCGUCGUCUCCGACAGCUCUGCGCGCGACCGUGCAAGAAUCCGACACAUGCGAUACGCUGGUCUACAGACGUGGCAGGUGCCGAUGAUCAUCGGCUUGCUUCCGGUCCUCCUUCACAUUUCAUUGGCAUUUUUUUUUCGCUGGCAUGAAAGUGGCGUGGCUAGUAUCGACUACUGGUGCAGCAACAUAUGUGGCCUAUAUCAUUGCCCUAAUCCUUCCCUUCAUAUAUCCCUACUGUCUAUAUAA
Desarmillaria tabescens is the source of this 699-nucleotide messenger RNA. RefSeq lists its product as uncharacterized. Bases 1 to 699 code for a protein of 232 amino acids. NCBI's taxonomy places the organism in Eukaryota, Fungi, Basidiomycota, Agaricomycetes, Agaricales, Physalacriaceae. The transcript is spliced from 3 exons. The record is from RefSeq and is a predicted model, not a curated record.